AAGCACGGCGGUGUGGUUACGAGCGCUGAACAAGCACGCGCGAUUUUUGCCGCGUGGGCGGCGCAGAGACGCUGGGGAAACCGUAUCUGAUGGGGAAACGCGGCUCGACGUAACACCUGGCCCUAAUUAAAACGCUCCUGACACAGGCGAGUCUGCGCUGCCGGUUUACUGCAACAUUGAGAAGUUCAAACGAGGCCGGGACAAUUUAUACUUUGUGGCCGAGGACUUCAGAGAAACUGUGAAAAAAAGAGAGUUAGUCAACGCCAAGGAACGAAUGAGAAUCAGGAACUUGAAUACCAUGUUCUCUCGCUUGAAAAGGAUGGUACCUCUGAUGCGACCAGACCGAAAGCCCAGCAAAGUGGACACACUUAAAGCUGCAACAGAGUACAUUCGAUUGCUUCUUGCGGUUUUGCAGGAAACUGACAGUGAUGAAGGUAGUGGGACCGAUUUCUUAAAGAAUGCAAUCACUUACAGUCAGACUGAAGGCCUUGGCAGUGACCUAUGGAGGGUGGAUGAUUUGCUGAGCAUGACAGAGGAGCACAUAGAUGAUGGAUUCACUUUACCCCCUGAACCGGUGGCAGAGGAUGGAGAUAUGACCCGACUGGUGUUGCAACACUGUGUGAUGCCAACAUACCAGUUCAUCAUCCAAGUAGCACCUGAUCAGCCUCUGACAUCUCAACCCUGCUGAGUGGUGUUUACACCAGCUGGCACGGACCGACUUUGGACACCUGCCAGGGGCCUGUAGCUUUGAAGAAAAGAAGGAUUGCGAAGAAGGCAGACUCUCAUUUGUCUUAUUUGAUUUAACCUUUUGAUUUAUAUUUUGUUGAAGUGAAUAUAAAUGUUUCAAUUUUAAUUUUAGAGUGCAUCUUUGGCAGCCUGUAAAUGAAAUGUUAAAAGGAGCUUCUGUUGUUGUAAUUUCACUUAUGGAAUGAAUUGUUUUCUGUGUAGGCCUGAAAGAAGCCUGUUUAUUAAUCUACAACACUUUCGUUGUAAGACAUGUUAUGUAUUAACUUUGAAGAGCAUUUUCUGUGAAGAAAGACUAGUGCCAACACAUUUCUGACUCUAAUGUUAAUAUAGAUUUUCAUGGGAAAAGGUUUAAUU
Archocentrus centrarchus (flier cichlid) is the source of this 1101-nucleotide messenger RNA. It is a transcript of the gene figla, whose product is annotated as folliculogenesis specific bHLH transcription factor. Gene Ontology annotation, biological process: developmental process; regulation of transcription by RNA polymerase II. NCBI's taxonomy places the organism in Eukaryota, Metazoa, Chordata, Actinopteri, Cichliformes, Cichlidae. Gene Ontology annotation, molecular function: DNA-binding transcription factor activity, RNA polymerase II-specific; protein dimerization activity; RNA polymerase II transcription regulatory region sequence-specific DNA binding. The record is from RefSeq and is a predicted model, not a curated record. The coding region runs from base 275 to 688 and encodes 137 amino acids. The transcript has 7 exons.